UGUCAAUCCAACCGAGUUGGCGCAGCGCAAAGUGCUUUCAAACCGCUGGUGGUGUGGAGCACCCGCUGCUCGUUGAUGCGAGCGGCGCCUCAGCUCUGGGGUGGGGGUUGUUUUUGCUGCUCAGGACGGGUCGGAAAUGACUUUCUUGUGGCUUUGGGCGAUCAUCUCGUCAGCGGUAGCGCUGAACUUCACCUAUCACAACGGGCGGCAACUGGAGACGUUUUUACGCGCCAUCAACCAAGACUACCCAUCCAUCACGCACUUGUACAGCAUUGGGAAAUCUGUGGAUGGUAUUGAUCUCUGGGUUCUGGCAAUUGGAAAAUAUCCAACAAAACACGCUGUAGGGAUUCCUGACAUAAAAUAUGUUGCUAAUAUCCACGGUGAUGAGGUGGUUGGAAGAGAAAUGUUGCUUCACCUUAUUGAGCAUCUGGUUACAAUGUACGGAGUAAAUGACAAUAUAACAGCAUUGAUAAAUAGCACUCGAGUUCACAUCAUGCCAUCCAUGAAUCCAGAUGGAUUUGCAAUUACACGGACCGCAAAACCAGAUUGCAAUUACUCUAAAGGCAGAAAGAAUAAAAAUGCUUACGAUCUAAAUAGGAACUUCCCUGAUAUCUUUGAAAAUAAUACUCUGGCAAUUCGCCAACCAGAAACUUCGGCAGUAAUAGACUGGGUUAUGAGUGAAUCUUUCGUUCUGUCUGCAAGUUUGCAUGGAGGAGAUGUCGUAGCAAGCUACCCAUUUGACAACAUAAAAUCUGACGGACAGAAGUUGCCAGAAUACAGUAAAACUCCCGAUGAUGAUAUCUUCAUAUAUCUUGCAAAGAAAUAUUCGUAUAAUCACCUGAUUAUGUACUACGGAGAAAUAUGUGUUAAUUCAUUAGAAUUCCAGGAUGGAAUUACCAAUGGAGCUCAGUGGUAUGUUUUAGCAGGUGGAAUGCAGGAUUUCAAUUAUGUUUGGGGACAGUGUUUGGAAUUAACACUAGAGUUAUCUUGUUGUAAAAAUCCACCUGAACAUACACUAGAGGAAUUUUGGGAAGAAAAUCGAGUGGCCCUGAUUGAAUUCCUCAAACAGGUUCAUUUAGGUAUAAAAGGGCAAAUUCUGAAUGUUGAUGGAAAUCCUAUUGAAAAUGCACAGGUACAGAUUCAAGGCAGAGAUAACAUCUACCCGUUUGAAACUAAUAAGUGGGGAGAAUACUAUAGACUCCUGUUGCCUGGAUCAUACACUUUAAUUGUUACUGUGCCAGGAGUUGGAACAAUUCUGGAGGACUUUGAACUUUCCAACAAUGAGACCAUGUUUUCUGCAAUGAAGCUCAACAUUCAUUUCAGCACCACCAAUAUUACAUAUGUGCCAUCUAUUAAAGAUGACCACAGCCAAUGGACGAGACGUGUAUAGUGAAUCAAUGAUGGAAGAAGGAUCAUAUUUGUGUGCAUUUGUAUGCACGUAAUGUGAACAACUCCUGCAAAGGGGAUAUUGAUGGACAUUGAAAGUAGCCAAGAUUCAAAUGGCAGUCCACAGGCUUCGUUAAGAAUGAGAUUUUUCUCUACAGCUUGGAAAGCGAUAUAUUUGACAUUAAAAACAAAUGAUCAUU
Callorhinchus milii (elephant shark) is the source of this 1586-nucleotide messenger RNA. It is a transcript of the gene cpm, whose product is annotated as carboxypeptidase M. Gene Ontology annotation, cellular component: cell surface. The transcript is spliced from 10 exons. Lineage: Eukaryota; Metazoa; Chordata; Chondrichthyes; Chimaeriformes; Callorhinchidae. Bases 137 to 1390 code for a protein of 417 amino acids. Gene Ontology annotation, biological process: proteolysis. The record is from RefSeq and is a predicted model, not a curated record. Gene Ontology annotation, molecular function: metallocarboxypeptidase activity; zinc ion binding.